AUGUCAUCAAUCACUUAUAACAAUAACCAACUACCCAUACAACAACCAACUGCACCACCGUCAAGAUAUAUGAAUCAACGUCGUCGUUGUGGUGUUUUUGGGGGCAAUCAAUCUAAUUUUUGGGGCAAUCAAUCUAAUGUUGGGGGCAAUCAAUCUAAUUUUUGGGGCAAUCAAUCUAAUGUUGGGGGCAAUCAAUCUAAUUUUGGGAGCAAUCAAUCUAAUGUUGGAGGCAAUCAAUCGAAUUUUAGGGACAAUCAACCGAAUUUUAGGGACAAUCAACCGAAUUUUGGGGACCAUCAACAGAAUUUUGGAUACAACCAAUAUUAUUAUAGGGGCAAUAGACCCAACUUUCGCAAUAAUCAAUUUAAUUAUCGAAAUUAUCAAAAUUAUCAAAAUACAAAUGGAAGUUUCUAUCCUCGAAAUUUUUAUCGUCCAAAUGUCUUCUAUAAUCAAAAUUAUCAACAACAACGUUAUUUUAAUAGGUAUAACAAUAAUGGUUAUAGUCGUAUAAAUCGACCACUAGGAAGAUUUCAAGAAAGACAAAUUAGUCAAAAUCGGCCAGGAAGUCGUUCAAAUCAACAAAGGAGUCGUUCGAAUCAACAACGACAACAAGGAAGUCUAAUAAGACAACAACGUCAACAUCUUCCGCGGCAGUUAAAACUCAAUGAUUUUAUGCCAAUAGAGUUACGUGAACGUUCAACUAGUCCUGGAACUCUUCCAACUGAAUUUAAUUUAAAUGCACCACCAGAUGCAUUACCACAACGUCAAAUUUUUAAUACAACAGCUACAACAACAAAUAACACUACACAGCCAUUUGUAGUAAAUCAAAAUGAUCAAAAUUGGCAACAGCAACAGCAAAAUCGACAAACAACAAUUGCACCAUUUAGACGGCGUCAACGUCGAAAUCAACAAAGGCAAUAUCGUCAAACUAGAGGUGUAGAUAAUAAUCGAUUUAGUGCUCUAGCUGAUGUACAAGAUAUUGGGCCAGAUGAAAUUGAUUUAACAAAUGAAGAACCAAUACAAAAUAAUAAUAUUAAUAAUAAUAAUAAAAAAUCAAAAAAGUCACGCCUUUAUCUUGAACCAAAUCGAUUAUUAAAAUGGUUUGAAGAUAAAUUUUCAAAAAAUCCACAAAAAAAUCCAUUAAGUGGUCGUGGUAAUCAAGCUUAUUUAUUAGCUACUGCACCUAUAUAUGAUGAAUGGGUCAGAAAUAAUUACGAAUUACAAGUCUGGCAGGCAUAUUUUAAAAUGGGCACAGAACAAAAACAUUGGGCUAAAGAAGUCGUACAACGUACAAAAAAACGUGAUAAUAUAAUAAAUACUCGUUUUGUACAAAAGAAAAUUAACCGACUAACACAAAAUAUUACCGAAGCUAGUGCCAUUAUUUCCGAUUUACAAAUCCAAUUAACAACAUAUUGGACACAAGUAAAUGCGGAAAAAUUAGUUUCAACAAUAGCUGAUGUUACAGCAAACAUUGUUGUUGAAAAAAUUAAUAAGACAACUACAACAACAACAAGUCCAACAACAGCCCCAUCAACAGUAAAUCCACCUAUAAAAAAUCAAAUUCGUGAACCUAUAGAUCGGUUAGAAAAUUAUAUUUUAGAAUAUAUUCAUACACAUAGUCAACAUAUAAAGAAAUUCGCUGAAACAAAGGUUCAAUUGGCCAAAGUACAAUUUGAUGAAUUUAAAGCUCUAGAAGAGUUUGAACAAAUAGCUACUCCAGCACAAUGGAAUAUGCAUUUAGUUUUAAAACCAAAAAUAAAACUUUGGUCAACUAAAAACAAAAAUUAUCUUACUGCAGUCAAACGUGUUGAAUACGAUUUGCCUCCAAAAUUUAUUGAAAAAUUAGAUUUCUCAUUUAAAAUUGAUGAAUCAAUUAUAAAUCAAGAUGAAGCUCAAACGAUAUAUAAUCAAAUGCGCCAAAUUAUUAAAGAUUGUCGAACACAAGCAAUGACAUUGUAUGUACAAGCAUCAGCUCGAGAAAAUGAAUUAUUAUCAAAUGAAAUUAAACGUAUUAUUGAAGGCUUUCCACAAGAUAAUGAUGAUGGUUUUGAUGCUGAACCUGGUUAUGCAGCAUUUAAACAUUAUUAUAAUUUACGUGAAAAACGAUUAAAUUUUGAAGCUGAACAAUCGAUUCAUUUUUUAUCCGAACAGCAAGUCGAGGGCAAUCCAAACGAUCUAGAGCAAGAAAUAACCAUAAUCAAUGAAGCAAAUAUUCGAUUAACCGAGGAUGAAUAUCAACUACUAAAAUUAGGUCCUCGGUUUAUAUACAAUGAUCCAAAAACGGCAUCUCGACGGCGUACAAUCGAAUUAAAUACUCUUAAGCGAAAAAUAGAAACUCGAUUCUUUGAAAAGAAGGUAAAGCCCGGUCGUCCAGUCGAACAAUUUAUUGCCGAAAUAGAUACAGUGCUUCAAAGAUUACAUAAUAUACCAAAAAUAAAUCAGCAUAAAAAAGAUAAAGAAAUAAAUACCGUAUCAUAUGAUAAUUUAGAAUCUGCUAUACAAUCAAGUCAAUCUCAAAAUAUUCAGAUUAAUAAUAUAACGAAGAAGAAAAAUUAUAACCGAUUAAUUAAAAGAUUAAAAUAUAAAUUAAAAUUAACUAAUACAAUCCUACGAAAAUCGGACAAAUCAAAAGUAUUCCAUUUGGGUAAAUCUGAAGAUUAUCGCAAAAAGUCUGACAAAUACAUGGCAAAAACCCAAGCAUAUAAAUGCUUAGGAAUAAAUGAUCCAUUGCCAGAUUUAAUUAAAAGAACCAAUAAAUAUCUAUUGGAAUUGCGAUUAGCUAAAUGGAUUACUCAAAAACAAUAUGAAAAAUUAUGUAUUAAUCCAAAUGAGCUUGAACUUGCACAUUUAUAUUAUUUACCAAAAGCUCAUAAGCCAGGUACUCCUCUUCGUCCAAUUAUUUCUGGUCUUAAACAUCCUACAGUUAAAAUUUCAAAAUUUCUUGAUAAAUUACUAAGACCGCUAUUCGAUAAAAUGGCUUCAAAAACAUCUGUAACUUCUGGUUUUGAAUUACUAAAGCAAUUACUGGAAUGGUCAAAAAUAAAUUUACACCAGGAAACAAUAUUCUGUACAAUGGAUGUUACAGACCUUUAUACAAUGGUACCACAGACGGAAGGUGUAUUGUCAUUAAAGAAAAUGAUGGAUUAUUUUAAAUUAAAACAAAUUGGUGGUUUAAGUAUUGAGACAAUUAUUCGAUUGAGUCGAUUUGUUAUGCAAAAUAAUUAUUUUUCUUAUAAUGGCCAAUAUUAUCAUCAAAUACGUGGAGGAGCAAAGGGGUCUCCUCUUACUUUAACUAUUGCAAACUGUUAUAUGUUCUUUUAUGAACAACAAAUUAUAAAGCAAAUUAACAAUAGUGGUGGCUUAUAUUUCCGAUAUAUUGAUGACAUAUUUAUAGCAAUUAAUUGGCCUACUCGCCAUUUAUUUAAACAGAUCGACAGAUGGAAUCAUUUUGAUGAAAAUAUUAAAUUAUUAGAAAAUAUAGGUUCUAUGGCAGAUUUCUUAGAUUUACAUAUAGAAAAUCAAGAUGGUCAAUUAUUUACUACUAUUUACCAAAAACCAUCAUAUAAGCCAUAUUACUUACCAUUUAAUAGUAUUCACCCUUUACAUAUGAAAAAGAAUAUAGUAUUUACCAUGUUACUUCGGGCUAUCCGAUAUUGUUCAACUUUUCAAUCCUACUUAGAUGAACGCGAAAAGUUACGGAUAGCAUUACUAUUAAACAAAUAUCCAAAUAAAUUUAUAGAUGAGCAAUUUAAAAAUGUUUAUUUAAAAAAAUGUAAUAUUGAUCAGCCUUUAAAUCAUAAUAAUUAUAAUAUGUAUCGUCAAAAAGUUAUUAACACUGUUAUAAAACAAAAAGUACCCAUAGAUUACAGAAGAUCAAUAUUUAUUCAUUUUACUUAUUGUUCAAGUAUGAAAACCUUUCCAAUAAAAUUUCAUACUCUCUGGAAUAAAUAUUUUGGAGAAUCUCCAAUUAAUGAAAUUACAUCUAUUCUUGGUACAAGAAAUGUCAACAAUCUUCAAAGAAGAUUGAUACAUAAAUCAAAAUUAACUAGUACAAUAUUGCAAAAGUCAGACAGAUCGAAAGUAUUUCAUUUAGGUAAAUUAGAAGAUUAUCACAAAAAAUCCGAAGAGUAUAAGGCUAAAAUCCAAGCUUAUAAAUGCUUAGGUACAAAUGAUCCAUUACCGGAUUUAAUUAAAUGUAAAAAUAAAUAUUUAUUAGAUUUAAGAUUAGCUAAAUGGAUUACUCAAAAACAAUAUGCAAAAUUAUCUAUUAAUCCAAAUGAAGUUGAACUAGCCCAUCUAUAUUACUUGCCAAAGACGCAUAAAACCGGUACUCCUCUCCGUCCAAUAGUCUCUGGUCUCAAGCAUCCUACAGUUAAAAUAUCAAAAUUCCUUGGUGAAUUAUUAAGACCAUUAUUUAAUAAAAUGGCUGCGAAAACAACUGUAACUUCUGGCUUUGAAUUAGCCAAACAUUUGCAACAAUGGUCGAAAACUGAUAUGCGUCCAGAAACUUUGUUUUGUACAAUUGAUGUAACAGAUCUUUAUACUAUGGCAUCACAAAUUGAAGGAGUACUCGCUUUAAAGAAAAUGUUAGAUUAUUUAAAAUAA
Messenger RNA from Rotaria sp. Silwood2, 4605 nucleotides. NCBI's taxonomy places the organism in Eukaryota, Metazoa, Rotifera, Eurotatoria, Philodinida, Philodinidae. The record is from the annotation of a GenBank genome assembly.